This is a messenger RNA of Anarrhichthys ocellatus (wolf-eel), 1892 nucleotides long. It is a transcript of the gene pbx2, whose product is annotated as pre-B-cell leukemia homeobox 2. Lineage: Eukaryota; Metazoa; Chordata; Actinopteri; Perciformes; Anarhichadidae. Gene Ontology annotation, molecular function: DNA-binding transcription factor activity; DNA binding. Gene Ontology annotation, biological process: regulation of DNA-templated transcription. The transcript has 8 exons. Bases 419 to 1621 code for a protein of 400 amino acids. The record is from RefSeq and is a predicted model, not a curated record. Gene Ontology annotation, cellular component: nucleus.
ACUUCCUGUUGACUUGCAGCUAAAACGAGAAGUUAAGAGUCAGACAAGUGAGAGAAGCUGUCACGUUAUACCAGAGACAUUAAAAAACAAAUGAUUAUGUCGCUGUUGAUGCGUGUAACUAGGAUGACAAUAGAGCACAUGAUCACCAUUUGAAUUAGUUUGAUCUCAUUCAUAUUGUUCCAUGACACACACUCACAGUUCUACUUUGUGAGAAUGCAGGGAGUGCAGAUGUUCUGUUGUGGUUACAUUUAACCCAGCAGUGCUACUUCACUGUCGGCUGUGCAGCGUGUUGUUGACAUGGCUUGUACCUUUUCCUGUCGAUCGCUAGGGGAUCCCUGCUCUGUGCUCCGAUGCCCGUGUGUUGACUGUCUGUGAGCACAGUUUGGGCAGCAGUCGUCGCCACUGUGCGUCGCUGAAGAUGUUGCAGCAGCAGCAGCCUCUGACUGGCAACGGGCCCUCCAACGGCCGGGGACUCGGCGUGAGCGGCCACCCCGGGAUGCACGCGCUUAACUCGGUUCAUCAACCUUCCCAGCAUCGGUCCGACGGGGGGGACUCGGGCCUCGAGGGCACAGAAAACGGACAUGAAAACCGCAGAGAUAUUGGUGACAUACUACAGCAGAUAAUGACCAUCACCGACCAAAGUUUGGACGAGGCACAAGCAAAGAAACAUGCCCUCAACUGUCACCGAAUGAAACCUGCGUUAUUCAGCGUCCUGUGUGAGAUCAAGGAAAAAACCGGCCUGUCAAUGAGGAACGCCCAGGAGGACGAGUCCCAGGAUCCUCAGCUGGUGCGAUUGGAUAACAUGCUGUUAGCGGAGGGUGUGGCGGGGCCCGAGAAGGGUGGUGGGGCUGCCGCUGCGGUGUCUGCUGCCACCAGCUCGGGGGGGCUGUCACCCGACAGCUCGCUCGAACACUCCGACUACAAAAGCAAGUUGAGCCAGAUUCGCGGUAUCUACCACACUGAGCUGGAGAAGUAUGAGCAGGCAUGCACGGAGUUCACCACCCACGUGAUGAACCUGCUGAGGGAGCAGUCGCGCACGCGGCCCGUGACUCCGCGGGAGAUUGAGCGCAUGGUGGGCAUCAUCCACCGCAAGUUCAGCACGAUCCAGACCCAGCUGAAGCAGAGCACUUGUGAGGCAGUCAUGAUCCUCAGGUCCCGCUUCCUCGAUGCCAGGCGCAAAAGGCGCAACUUCAGUAAGCAGGCCACAGAGGGCCUGAAUGAGUAUUUCUACUCCCACCUGUCCAACCCUUACCCCAGUGAAGAAGCCAAAGAGGAUCUCGCCAAACUGUGUGGAAUCACCGUCUCUCAGGUGUGCAACUGGUUUGGCAACAAAAGAAUCCGCUACAAGAAAAACAUUGGCAAGUUCCAAGAGGAGGCCAACCUUUAUGCCAUGAAGACGGCCUUGGUGGUCAGACCGGGCGACGAUUCCCCGCACACUCCCAACUCCACAGGAUCUGGGUCCUUCUCUCUGUCUGGGUCAGCUGACCUGUUCCUCGGGGUUCCGCCUGUGAACGGCGAGCAGUCUGCUUACCAAGUUGGAGUGCAGUCUAACGGGAACUGGCAGGGUCGAAACUCGCCCGGCGCCUCGCCCCACAGCGACCACUCGGAAAAAUCUGACUGAAGGCCCCGCCUACUGGCACAGAACGACAGCGACGGAAAGAUUGACGACGGAAAAGACAAGAAGAAUGAUAUCACACUUCCCACUUGGCUGCAGUUGUUUUUGUACGUUGUUUGUUUGGUUUGACUAUUUUAAAUGUAAGUUGUGUUUUUUGUCUUUUCUCACCGCUCAGCGUGGUUCAUUAGUAUGUUUAGCUGAAUGCACGGAUGCUGGAGUGUGUGUGUGUGUGUGGUUGGUUGGUUGGUUGGGGGUGUGUGUGUGUGUGUGUGUGUGU